Molecule: messenger RNA, 3291 nt
Organism: Plasmodium knowlesi strain H
Lineage: Eukaryota; Apicomplexa; Aconoidasida; Haemosporida; Plasmodiidae
Product: DNA polymerase delta catalytic subunit, putative
Exons: 1
Coding region: 1-3291 (1096 amino acids)
Biological process (GO): base-excision repair, gap-filling; DNA-templated DNA replication; nucleotide-excision repair, DNA gap filling
Cellular component (GO): delta DNA polymerase complex
Molecular function (GO): DNA binding; DNA-directed DNA polymerase activity; nucleotide binding
Source: RefSeq, a predicted model, not a curated record
AUGGAGAGCAUGCAGAAGUGCCCCUUCACCAGUGUCAUCCCGUACGGGAUGCUGUACGAGAAGCUGAAAAAGGAGAAGAACAACCAACUUCCCGAGAACGUGGUGAUCGAGCAGUUUGACCAGCUGCUGACGACAUACGAAAGGCCGAGCCCCUAUGACGCAAAUGGACAGAUCUGCAUAUCCAACCAAAGCGAUUUGUUCCUCUUCCAGAUAGACAUAGAAUACACAGUGGAUAACAUCUUCAAGAACAUGGUCUCCAUGAAUGAUGGGACACCGAAUGGAAGUGCCUUAGCCGAUAUCUUCUCUACUUACCGAAGCAUGCUCCAAAACAGUGAGAAGAACUACAUCUCCGUGCCGGUCAUCCACAUUUACACUGUAACCAACGAUGGCUAUAGUGCGCUUGUCAGCGUUCACAACUUUUUCCCCUAUUUUUAUGUGGAGAUGCCAAGCAACUUCCAAAAGGAAGACCUCCUAAAGCUCGAGUGCAUGAUGAAUGACAACCUUAACAUGAACAACCAGUACAAAAUGUAUGAACAGAAAAUUAUGAACAUUGAAAUUGUGAAAACGGAGAGUCUAAUGUAUUAUAAACGAGAAGGAAAAAAAAACUUCCUAAAGAUCACCGUCCUUCUUCCUAAGAUGGUUCCUACGUUGAAAAAAUAUUUCGAAGGUAUUGUUAAUGUAAAUGGAAAAAACAUCGGUGGGAUUGUAUAUGAAGCCAACUUGCCCUUCAUUCUACGUUAUAUAAUUGAUAAAAAAAUCACCGGUUCUUCUUGGCUACUCUGCAAAAAAGAGAACUUUUACAUUCGACCAAGACAUAAAAAAAUAUCCAACUGCUCCUUCGAAAUUGAUAUAUCCUUUGAACAUCUAGAACCUAUGCCACUAGAGAACGAAUUCCAGCAAAUCCCAAAGUUAAGAAUUCUAUCCUUCGAUAUAGAGUGUAUCAAACUAGAUGGAAAGGGAUUCCCCGAAGCGAAAAACGAUCCCAUCAUACAAAUAUCUUCCAUCCUCUACUUUCAAGGAGACCCCAUUGGAAAAUGCUCUAAAUUUAUCUUCACCCUAAAGGAGUGUGCUAGUAUCCCAGGUUCUAAUGUCAUAUGGUUCCACGACGAGAAGACCUUACUAGAUGCAUGGAAUGAGUUUAUCACAAGACUAGAUCCAGAUUUCCUAACUGGUUACAACAUUAUAAAUUUUGAUUUACCAUACAUCUUAAACAGAGGCACUGCCCUUAACUUGAAAAAGUUGAAAAUGUUAGGCAGAAUAAAAAACAUCAGUAGUGUUGUUAAGGAUUCCAACUUUUCAUCAAAACAAUUUGGGAACCAUGAGACCAAGGAAAUUAACAUAAAUGGAAGGAUUCAAUUUGACGUAUACGAUCUUAUAAGGAGGGAUUACAAAUUGAAAUCGUACACAUUAAAUUACGUCUCCUUCGAAUUUCUGAAGGAACAAAAGGAAGAUGUGCACUAUAGCAUUAUGAAUGAUCUGCAAAAUGAAAGCCCAGAAUCCAGAAAGAGAAUAGCUACUUAUUGUAUAAAAGAUGGAAUUCUUCCUCUACGUUUAAUAGAUAAGUUAUUGUUUAUUUACAACUACGUAGAAAUGGCAAGAGUUACGGGUACUCCCUUCGUUUACCUUCUCACAAGAGGCCAACAAAUAAAGGUUACCUCACAGCUCUAUCGCAAAUGCAAAGAAUUGAAUUAUGUUAUCCCUAGUACGUAUAUAAAAUCUGGUAGCAAUGAAAAAUAUGAAGGUGCUACGGUUUUAGAACCCAUAAAAGGGUACUACAUAGAACCCAUUUCGACGCUCGACUUUGCAUCCCUAUACCCAUCUAUCAUGAUAGCACACAAUUUGUGCUACUCCACCUUAGUCAAAAACAACUCAGAGAUCGAGGGACUCGAGCAGGAAGAUAUCACCUCCAUUCAAGGAAAAAGCAACAUCAAAUUUGUAAAGAAAUCUGUCAAGAAAGGUAUCCUCCCCAUGAUCGUAGAAGAAUUAAUAGAUGCAAGAAAAAAAGUUAAGCUUCUCAUCAAAAAUGAAAAAAAUAAAAUUACCAAAAUGGUACUUAACGGAAGACAACUAGCACUGAAAAUUUCAGCAAACUCUGUCUACGGAUACACGGGUGCUGCCUCAGGGGGGCAACUACCCUGUCUAGAAGUCGCGGUAUCUAUUACAACCCUUGGAAGAUCUAUGAUUGAUAAAACGAAAGAAUCUGUCGAAAAAUAUUAUAACAAGAGCAACGGAUUUGAACACAACUGCACCGUGGUUUAUGGAGACACAGACUCAGUGAUGAUCAAAUUUGGCACCAGCAGUAUUGCCGAAGCAAUGGCCUUAGGGAAGGAUGCCGCGCAAAGGAUAAGCAAAGAGUUUCUGCACCCAAUAAAGCUAGAAUUUGAAAAGGUUUAUUGUCCCUACCUAUUGCUUAACAAAAAGAGGUACGCAGGGUUGCUCUACACCACACCAGAAAAACACGACAAAAUGGACUGCAAAGGAAUUGAAACUGUUAGGAGGGAUUUUUGCAUUCUCAUCCAACAAAUGAUGGAAACUGUUUUGAACAAACUCCUGAUCGAGAAAAACCUCGACAGUGCGAUCGAAUACACAAAAAGCAAAAUUAAGGAUCUACUCACCAAUAACAUCGAUAUGAGUCUCCUCGUGGUAACAAAAUCCUUAGGAAAAACUGAUUAUGAAACGAGACUUCCCCACGUGGAAUUGGCAAAAAAGUUAAAACAAAGAGACAGCGCCACUGCACCGAAUGUAGGAGAUCGUGUUAGCUAUAUUAUUAUCAAAGGGGUUAAAGGACAGGCACAAUACGAACGAGCAGAAGACCCACUCUAUGUCCUAGACAAUAAUCUAGCCAUUGAUUAUAACCACUACCUAGAUGCUAUUAAAAAUACUCUCUCAAGAAUUUUCGAAGUUAUUAUGAAUAAUUCAGACUCCCUUUUCUGUGGUGAACACACAAGACACAAAACCAUUUUAACAUCCAGCCAAACUGCUCUGUCCAAAUUUCUACAGAAGGCAGUCAGGUGCAUUGGAUGUAACAGUUCCAUCAAGAAACCCCCUCUUUGCAACCACUGCAAAUCCAACAAGGAGUUGUCCAUCUACAUGCAAAAAAUGAAUAAUUUUAAAAAAAAACAGAAUGAGUUUUUUCAGCUAUGGACUGAGUGCCAACGUUGUCAGGGAAACCUGCACGCUGAGGUCAUCUGCAUGAAUAGGGAUUGUCCCAUCUUUUACAGGAGAGCCAAAAUUAAGAAGGACAUGGCCAACGUUCAGGAGCAGAUAACAGCUCUCCGCGCCGACUGGUGA